UGCUCGAAGCGCGAAACAUGGCGGGGCAGGAUGCUAGUGUUGGUGGCGGCUCUGGGGACGAAUACUACGAAGACAAAGGCGAAGACAGCGUGUCCAAGGAAGCCAUGGAGGUGUUCAGGAAGCUGAAGGACCUAAACUGCCCCUUCCUUGAGGGUCUUUAUAUCACAGAACCAAAGACGAUUCAGGAACUGCUGUGUAGGCCCUCGAAGUACCGCUUGGAGAUACUGGAGUGGUUGUGUAUACGGAUCUGUCCCUCCUUGCAGGACAAGUUCAGCUCAUUGAAGGGGGCCCCAGUGGAGGUGAAGAUUCAAGAAAUGGUGAAACUAGCCCAUGAGCUGAUGCUGUGUGCGCCGGAUGACCAGGAGCUUGUAAAGAUAUGGAACUGGAAGGGUCCAGGACACCUUUCUAGCUGGGAUCUUGCUGUCUCCCUCCUGUGGCACAGACUGCUUACUGGUCCAGGAGCUGGAGGUACAAGCCUGAAGGAGCAUUUGGAAGACACCACAGACAAGAACGAAGCAUUGCUGGGAGAGCUCUUCACCAGCUCCCACCUGCGGAUGCUCCUGAACCCCAGGUGUGACCCAUGGCCCCUGGAUGUACAACCCCUUCUCAAUAGACAAAGUGACAACUGGCCAAGGGCCAGCCCCUCUGCUCACUCAGAGGAGGAGAAGGUGGUACAACUGGCCAGGCAGCUGCAGGAGAGUGCCGCCAAGCUGCAGGCACUCAGGGUAGAGUGCUUUGCGCAGCAUAAGCCAGGAGCUGCUGCAGGUGGGACUGAUGCUAGUACCCUAGACCAGAAGCUGCGCCUGGUUGUCUCCGACUUCCACCAGCUCAUCUUGGCCUUCCUCCAAGUCUACGACGAUGAGCUGGGAGAGUGCUGCCAGCGCCCUCACCCUUACCUCCACCCAAGUGGCCCCAUCGUCCAAGCCGUGUACCAGACUCUGACUUCCUGCAGCCAACUGUUGAAAGCAGUUGUGGAGGUGACUAAUACCUCUGCAAAAGCUGUGGAGAUGGUGAAGAAGCAGCAGGACGAGCAGAUUUCCUGGGGAAGCAGCAGCUCCGUGAUGAUUCUAGCCACCAAAAUGGAUGAACUAACCCAGAAGUAUAAGGUCUUCAACAACAGUCUGCAAAAAGGCACAGGAUAAUGCAGGAGCAGGAGGCCCUCCCAGCACGCUUGCUGGAGAAGUGGUUCCAGUACCCUUUGUGCCUCCAUUUAUUUGCUGGGUGCCUUCAGCUUCUUUGGAGGGUGGGUGGGAGGGCAGAGAAGGCCAGGGCUGUUUGAGCUACAAAGAAAGGAAUCCUCAGACUCUUAAGAAGUUGCCUCCAGCCUGCUCUUUGCUUCUGCCAUUUGGGUCCCUUGUCUCCCCUCUGGCCUGGGCUACUGAGCUCCCUUCCUGUCCCUAGUAUCACAGGUCUGGGGUCUGCUGUCCUGGUGGGCCUGGGCCCUGCCUCUACUCCUUCCUAUCAUUGCCUGCUUAAACUUGGCUAUGCCUGGUGGGCGUGGGCCCUGCCCCUCGCCUGUUGCCUUCACUCCUUCCUGUCAUUGCCUGGUUAAGUUUGGCUGUGCCCAGCCAAGGCCUCCACUCACCAUGCAUGCACCCCUCUCCCUGCCACCCCUGGCCUGUCCCCAUUCCUGUGUGAGCACUUCUCAUAGCCCCUCAGGAGCCCUCAUCAUGUGCCUGGGAGACAGCUUGUCUAUUGCUUCCUCCCAGGGUGCUCAGCAUCUAUUGAGGAAUUCUUGAUGUGGCCUGACUGGUUGUCCAGGAAGCUGCUCUCUGGGCUUCCCAAGAUGACCCAGUAUCUCUCUGA
Marmota flaviventris (yellow-bellied marmot) is the source of this 1806-nucleotide messenger RNA. It is a transcript of the gene Haus7, whose product is annotated as HAUS augmin like complex subunit 7. Lineage: Eukaryota; Metazoa; Chordata; Mammalia; Rodentia; Sciuridae. The record is from RefSeq and is a predicted model, not a curated record. Gene Ontology annotation, cellular component: HAUS complex. Gene Ontology annotation, molecular function: microtubule minus-end binding. Gene Ontology annotation, biological process: microtubule organizing center organization; spindle assembly.